AUGGCGCACUCUCACUCCCACGAUGCCGGCAUCGAUCACACCCACGAUGAUCCCUUCAACGGCCACGGCCACUCACACGAUAUCCUCGAUGGCCCUGGCUCCUACGUCAACCGCGAGAUGCCUUUGAUCGAGGGCCGGGACUGGAAGGAUCGUGCCUUCACGAUUGGUAUCGGCGGACCCGUAGGAUCCGGCAAAACAGCCCUGAUGCUAGCGCUAUCUCGCGCCCUUCGAGACGAGUAUAACAUCGCCGCAGUGACGAACGAUAUCUUCACGAAAGAAGACGCCGAAUUCCUGACCCGGCACAAGGCCCUAGCGCCGUCCCGCAUCCGCGCCAUCGAGACGGGCGGGUGCCCGCACGCUGCGGUGCGCGAAGAUAUCAGCGCAAACCUGCUUGCGCUGCAGAAGCUGCAGAAACAAUUCUCGACGGAUCUGCUGCUGAUUGAGUCCGGGGGUGAUAACCUGGCGGCGAAUUACUCGCGCGAGCUGGCGGAUUUCAUUAUCUAUGUGAUUGACGUUGCGGGCGGUGAUAAGGUGCCUCGUAAGGGUGGGCCGGGAAUCACCGGGUCUGACCUGCUAGUCGUGAACAAGAUUGAUCUUGCGGAGGCUGUUGGGGCGGAUCUGGGUGUUAUGGAGAGGGAUGCUGCGAAGAUGCGGGAGGGUGGUCCGACGGUCUUUGCGGUUGUUAAGCAUGGCAAGGGGAUGGAUCAUAUUGUUAAUUUGAUUAUUAGUGCUUGGAAGGGCAGUGGGGCUUAUGAGGUUAGUUUGCAGCGGUGGAAGGAUGGGGCUGUUAGGGGGUCUGGUAGUGUGGAUGAGUAG
Molecule: messenger RNA, 816 nt
Organism: Penicillium paradoxum
Lineage: Eukaryota; Fungi; Ascomycota; Eurotiomycetes; Eurotiales; Aspergillaceae
Product: urease accessory protein UreG
Exons: 3
Coding region: 1-816 (271 amino acids)
Molecular function (GO): nickel cation binding; GTPase activity
Source: RefSeq, a predicted model, not a curated record